AGCAUGAACAAGCAGUCUUAUACCAGACGUUGGCUGUAUAGCUAGCCCGACCUGUAAGACUCUAGGAAUGAAGAACGUGAUUGACGUUAUUCAAAAUCACUUAAGCGGCUGAUUUGACAGUAUGACGUCUAAAGAAGAAAAUCAGAGCCUUCUACAUGAUGAGCCUACUCAGAAAUAUGGCAUCACCUUAAUGGAAAAGCUUACGUCAUGUCGCUGGCAUGUCGGUUUUGUAAUUUGUUUACAAAUGUCAUGUUCAAUGAUGCUACGUAUGAAUAUGACCAUGGUUGUAGUUUGUAUGAAUCCAGGAAAUAUGACAACUACCGUGGUCCAGAAUGGGUCAAACGUCACAAUAAGAGACGAGUAUUUAGAUAACUACGUAUCGUGGGACAACACAAUGGAGGGACUACUGAUAUCGGGAUAUUACAUUGGACUAUCGAUCACAUCGUUUGCAUUUGGAACCUUAACAGGAAAGGUCAGCGUAAAGGCACUGAUCACCGGUCUGACUUUGCUUAUUGUUGUGACGUCAGUCCUGACACCAGUCCUGACUUUCACGAGCCCAUACGCUGUUCUGGCUACCCGGAUAGCAAUCGGCAUGGCAGCGGGAGGGGUUGAACCGGGAGCCACACAGUUACUGUCCAACUGGGCUCCGCUUCCGGAACGGGCGCAGAUGAUGGUUGUAGUUGAAUCAGCAAAUAGCAUCGGCGGGAUUUUGAACUUUCUCCUCUCAGGACUGAUUUGUUCCAUACCUGUCCUAGGAGGCUGGCCGUUUAUUUUUUAUAUAUUUGGUGGAUUAAACUUGCUCGCAUUAGUGGUCUGGGGCUUCGUUGCCUAUGACAAACCUAGUAUGCAUCCCAGAAUAACACCAAAGGAACUUGAAUUUAUCGAAAAUCACAGGAUCAAGACAAGAGCUGACACGAAAACACAUAUACCUUGGCUGGAAAUGAUGACAUCGUCUGCGUUUUGGGGAUGUGUUCUCGGUUUUAUCACUUCCGGUAUACUCUUUAUGAUAAUGGCUAUAUGUCUUCCGCUGUACAUUGAACAGGUUUUAAAGUUCGACGCAACAUUGAAUGGUGUCAUCUCAGCAAUAGUUUUUGUCGGCAGAUUAGCCGGAGCCGUGUUUUUUGGAUACCUAGCCGACUUCGUCUAUUCCAAAGGACGUCUUUCGAUAUGUAAUCUGCGUAAACUAUUUCAAACGACUGGUCUGCUCGGAUCAGUUCCCCUUGUGAUCUGGAUUAGCUUUCUAAGGGAGAGCGACAAGCUUCUGGCCAUUGUACUUAUAACCCUGUAUUGGUUCAUUCUGUCUGCUAUGAAUUCCGGCUUCCGGGUCAAUCCAGCCGAUAUUGCUCCACGCUUCGCUGGACUAAUAAAUGGAAUAAGCAUUAAUCUUACUGCUGUGUUAUCUGCCAUUGCACCUUUGAUUGUCGCUGCCGUCACACCGAAUGGUACAGCGGAGGAGUGGCAAAAUGUGUUUUACAGCGUUGUUGGAGUGUCCGUCGUAGGUGCGGUGGUGUUCGUGGUGUUGGCUAAAGGUGACGAACAGGAAUGGGCAAAGGAUCCGGAUCUCGUCACUGAAGAGGCGAUAAGAGAGUCGAACAAGGACAAAGCUGUCUCUAAACCUCAUCUAAAUGGUCUGGAUUCGGAAUCUACACCGUUGUUAAAUGCCAACACCAAAUUAUGAAAUGAAAACUCUUUGAACUAUAUCAAUAGUUUAUGCUUCAUGCAUGUUACUUCUGAUUUUUGCUCACGUUUGAAGAAAUGUUAACCUUAUUUCACAGUGAAAUCAGUCUCCUUUUAAAAGCAUAACGCCGAUUCAAAAUAAAAAAAAUCAAAUAGUAAUAUACAGGUGUAUCGUUUUAUAACCUUAUCUAAUAAUGGAUUACUUGCUAUAUGGCAUAGCAUACUAUUUAAAUGUCCGCUUUCGUCAGUCUGUCAAUCUUUUCGCGUCCAUUCAACCUUUUUGAAAUAUGAUGAGAUUACAUUGAAACUUGGUCAACAGGUACGUGAGUAUAAUAGGAAGUCGAAUGUCAAAUGCGUCGAUGGUAAGAAUUGAUGCACAUAAUUAAAAAAAACAACAAUCGGAUUGGUCGUUGCAUUGGACGGGGAAAACUGACUGAAACCUUACAUCAACUGAUUUCAUAAUAGUCAUGUCGCCAUAGUGUGGUACAUUUUGAAUUGAAAUGCAACCUGAUAAGAUAUAUUCUUAAUAAAAUUUCACUGUAACUUAACAUAUUGGUAUCUCUAGAGUUUCGUAUUAACCCAUGCAUUGUAAGGUCAUGGGUCGAUAUUCACGGUCACAUUGUUAUAUAUAAAUCCGUUUUGGUCAAGAUCAGUAUAACUGCGUGCAAUUGUAGUAGACCUGUAAAUGAAGGUAAAUUGUCAUAUUGCUGUAACUGGAUAUUUUUUUAGCAACUUUAAAUGCUCAAAUUGCCAUUUAUCUCCUUUAUUUUCGUUAGUGUGAUGUACUUUUUCUUAAUCAUGUUUUUGUUUGAGUGAUGUUUUUUUGUUUGUUGUUGUUUUGUUUCUAUCGACCAUUAAUUGGCCCCAUUGACCUGUCCUGUGCUGUUAGAACGGUAUUCUAGAAUUUAAUAAAAUUAAUUUGAGCUCACAUUGUUCAAAGAGACUUUGCCGUACAGUGGCGUCCUUAAUCACAAAUGAAACAGUUAUGAUAAUUUAAGGUCGUGCCCAAUGUGUGUUGUGUAUGCGUGAAUGUGUAUAAUGUAUACUUGAGGCAAAAUGUUGGUGUAUUUGCCUCCUUGUGAUAGCGCAGUUCUGAUGCCAACUGUCUAGUGCUAACGCACUGAAAUGACAUGCCGAAAGCACCCGGCACAGCAUUCUAUCCGGUCACAUACUGACUUCAAGUUAACUAUUGAACAAAAAACAAUAACAAUGGUAGUUGUUAUACCCUGCUUAAUGUUCAGUAUUUAGGAUAAUUGCAACAUGUGGCCGGGCGGAAGGCUGUGCUGGGUACCUCCGGCAUGGUAUAUCAGUGUGAUAGCACUUUAAAGUCGG
Molecule: messenger RNA, 3009 nt
Organism: Mizuhopecten yessoensis (Yesso scallop)
Lineage: Eukaryota; Metazoa; Mollusca; Bivalvia; Pectinida; Pectinidae
Exons: 11
Coding region: 122-1678 (518 amino acids)
Biological process (GO): monoatomic anion transport; transmembrane transport
Molecular function (GO): transmembrane transporter activity
Source: RefSeq, a predicted model, not a curated record